This is a messenger RNA of Thrips palmi, 2604 nucleotides long. RefSeq lists its product as uncharacterized. Gene Ontology annotation, cellular component: membrane. NCBI's taxonomy places the organism in Eukaryota, Metazoa, Arthropoda, Insecta, Thysanoptera, Thripidae. The transcript is spliced from 4 exons. The coding region runs from base 391 to 867 and encodes 158 amino acids. The record is from RefSeq and is a predicted model, not a curated record.
CGCCUUUCCAAGACAUCCAAGGCACGCAUCAUUUCUUUAGAAUUAUCCGCUUUUAGCCUUUGCCGGCUGUGCUCACUAGUGGCGCUUCAACCAUUCUACGGAAGAAGAAAGUGUUUCUAGACUUCUUGAUUUCCCCCAAGAGUUGGUGCUGUGUGAGCCACCCCUUCCGCAAGUACUCUCCCCUGCAACCACCCCUCGCGUCGGUCGCGCCACCGCUACCCCUGCGCCACCCCCACCCCCUCCAGUCCGCAGUGUGGAGGUGGGAGGAGUGGGAGUGGAGGUGGAGCGGGACUAGCAGACGACGCAGCGCCAGGCUGUGCCAGUGCCGCAAGUGCCAGCGCAGUGCGCCGCUCCAGCUGUGCUGAGGCUGAGCCAACCACGCUCGCCAAAAUGUCAAUACUCAAGAUCGCCCUGAUCCUCCCGAAUAUCGUGCUAUUUGUGUUAAUUUGCCUUGCAGCAGGAAACCCCUUGGGAAUACUAUACGAGCAGCCAGAAAACUUCGAAGCGAACUGCACCGACUUCCAAGGCCAAAUAUUCCAACAUGGUCUUCGCUACGUCCCGGGCCCCAACGUCUGUUCCUUGUGUGUCUGUUACCAUAGUGAGCCAAUGUGGUGUCAAUCCAUCUACUGUGACCCCCCUAAUCGGUGCCUCAAUAUCUCGAUUGGUGAGCGCUGCUGCGACUACACGUGUCUGGACGACCCGCCACUCCCCCGCUGGCAUGGGUCGCGGCGGCACAGCACCGGGGCCGAGGGAGCGCCCCUGAGCCCCGCGCUCACCGUUGGACUGGCCGCACUCACCGCUUUCUGCACACUCUCCGCAUCGUGGACCGGCUCUCCGCGUCCUCAUCCCACACCGCCACUCAGCUAAGAUGAAAAAGGGGGAAAGGAAAUAGGAAACUGUCAAAGUGUACGGCUGUGGAGUGGAUGGAUGAGCCAUUUUGAAUUCCCGUUUUGAUUUUCCUCAAAUCGUUGUCUUGAGUUAAUUUGUCUGGCUCGCCGCGGUGCUCGAAGAUAGUCUGAGUUCAUCAGCUGCCUUGGAAGUAAAUCGUAGCUAAAGGCCAUCAUGAAGAGCUUUGCCAUUUUUAUCAAUAGUAGGAACAAAUGUUUUUCAAAAUCUUUCUUGCGCUAGACCUUAAAUAAUUUCUCCCUCUCUCUUUCCUGCUACGCCUCGCUGAAAAAGAUGCAAGUGACCCAUCGUGUGUUACUAGGGUCCGCUGACUGUACAUAUUGUCGGGGCAACGCAAUAUUUUUUACUUUUGUAUACAAUGUCAUCUCUCUAGAGCAGCUUUGGAUGAGGAAAUGACGAGACCAAAACUAGCAUUUUUUGUAGGUACGUACGUUCUUGUGCCGCAUAUUGUCCGUUGGUCAUGUGAGCAUAACCCGAGAGAGUAAACGAUAAACACCCCUGUAAGCCACGUCAUCAUGACCGUCAUUGUGAGUCACGCUGGCGUGACUGGUACGUUUUCAUUCAUGGGUAAAAGUGUAAGGAAACAAGGUGGUUUGUGAAUAUUUUCGCUCUAUUCUAAGUUUUGAUGUGAAGUUCAUAAAAAGCUUCAAAUGGAAAACCUUUGAAAGAAAAUGUACUGAGUAGUUUGGUGAAUGGUUUCUAGUGCACUUAAUUGCAAAAUGUCGCAUGUAAAUUUGCACAACGUUCACAGCUUUAUGUGGAACUGGAAAUAUUGCCUCCUGACAGUCGCGGAGACCAUUGCUUUAAAAUCAGGGUAAGCUAAGAGCUAGUCUGGCUUCGAAGAACAAGAAACAAAACACGACAAUAUUGCCACACGUGCUAAACCAUAGUGGUGAAUCAGAUACUAGGUAAACACGGUUUGGGCUCGAUAUUUUUAUGGGCUUUGUAGGUAAAAGAGUUUGUGAAUUGACUUAUUUUGAGGAUGCUUUCCCCUUCCCAUUCAAGUUCAUUCCACACAAUUGGAAGAUCAAUUCUGAAUCCUGAUAUGAGGUUUUUUUUUGUAGUAGCAAUGCUCAGUCAAUUGAUGAAGUAACGCCCGUGCACACACAGCGGCCACGGAUCCGAGUACAGAGUAGAGAUUUUGAUAUUGCUCAAAAUUCAUUAGUACGUAUGAACCAACGUGAUUCCAUUUUAGACUGCCUUGCUGUAAGCGCUUUCAAGUUGUGUUUGGAAGCUCCCAUUUUGGCAGUGCUGCAGCUUGACUGCGGUGUAGCACAAGCAGCGAACAACGCAACGCACAACUCAUUUGGUCACCCAGAUGCCGGCGCGACCUCGUGUAUCUCAUUGCAUAGACGCAUAACAUGAUGUUAUUUGUUCAAAGAGUAUAUUGAAAAUAUAUAAAUAUAUAUAAGUUUAUUAAAUCUUAUCUAAUAGUGUAUCGUGAUAAAUUCAUGUUAGUGACAUUUAUAAAGUAAAAUAAUGAAUUGGACCAGGGUGAAAGGAAUGUGUAUUUUUUCGCUAUCACAUGUUAGCAUAUCUCGGUGAACAAAAAUAUGUUGUGAAAUUAGCCCUUUAUGGCAAAUUAUUCCAAGUCAUUUUUAUCGCCGUUUCUAAUUCAUAGGCAAUGUGUUUCGCCAAGUGAAUGUGGCCAAUUGGCAAUGUACAUGAUCGAAAUAUAACGUCGCUGGUUUUAAAACA